AUGUUGCAAAGCAGUCUAAAUACAACAAUUACAGAUCCAAUUCUGAAUCCAAACAUACCAGACAAAAACAGCAAUCAACCAACCUCGAUACCAGCUACUUCUGCUUCUGCUUCUGCUUCUGCUUCUGCUUCCGCUUCUGCUUCCGGAGCCACAUCAACAUCUAAAACAAAUUCUAAAUCGACACCUUUUUAUGGUCAGUCCAAUUUCAUCAACAUUGGAAAAAUCACAUUAGGGAAAUACAAAUUUCAACCAUGGUUCAGCAACACUGCAUACUUUUAUCCUCAUGAAGGGUCACAUGACCAAUUGGGAUACGAAUAUGCCAAUCAAGUUUCUCUUGAGCCCAACUCGCGACGCCGUCUGAAAAUCACCGACAGAGAGUGCUCGAUUAAAAACCUCUACGUAUGUGAAUAUUGUUUUAAAUACUCACAGUCAGGCACUGCUGUCGUGGCGCACCAACAUAUAUGUCCAAACAACGUGCCAAAACCAAAAGUCGGUAGCUUGGCAUACUAUGAUUACGAAAAAGGAAUCGUGAUAAGGGAAGUACGAGGGUACCAGGACCCAUUAUUCUGUCAAAACCUAUGUCUUUUCGGAAAAUUGUUUCUUGACGACAAAUCUGUUUAUUAUAAUGUUGACCAUUUUAAUUUUUAUAUAUACUAUGCUAAACCUGACGCCAAGGAGAACUACAAACCAAUGGGAUUCUUUUCCAAGGAGAUGAUUGCAUAUGAUAACUCGAAUAACCUUGCAUGCAUUUGCGUGUUUCCACCGUAUCAAAGAAGGGGUAUUGGUCAGCUGUUGAUCGAGUUGCUGUAUAUGCUCGAAAGCUCGCCGACCUCAAACUCUGAUAGGAGAACAGGGCCCGAGGUGCCACUAUCGCCGUAUGGGAAAGCUGCAUAUCUCAAAUACUGGUCCGCAUGUGUGGUGCAAAGCUUGCUUGAGUAUGGAUCGGUAUCUAAUGGAGGAACUGAGCUGUUUAGCAAAAAUACGGACCUCUUGAAAGUCACCCUUGACCAAUUGGGUGCAGCAAAUCAUCUUCGAAAAGAAGAUGUCUUAUUUACAAUGGAACAUAUGGGUAUAUUAAUCACUGAAAACGAUAAGGUCUACGUAUCUUUGAAAGCUUUGAACAAAUGGAAGGAUAAAAAAAAGAAAACACAUGACUCAAUCAACUAUUUACUUCAACCAAAGUAUUUGAGCAAACUUGUCUAG
Messenger RNA from Lodderomyces elongisporus, 1203 nucleotides. It is a transcript of the gene SAS2, whose product is annotated as Sas2p. Gene Ontology annotation, molecular function: transcription coregulator activity; histone H4K16 acetyltransferase activity. The record is from RefSeq and is a predicted model, not a curated record. Gene Ontology annotation, cellular component: chromatin; MSL complex. Gene Ontology annotation, biological process: negative regulation of DNA-templated transcription; positive regulation of transcription by RNA polymerase II. The coding region runs from base 1 to 1203 and encodes 400 amino acids. The transcript has a single exon. NCBI's taxonomy places the organism in Eukaryota, Fungi, Ascomycota, Pichiomycetes, Serinales, Debaryomycetaceae.